Notothenia coriiceps (black rockcod) is the source of this 483-nucleotide messenger RNA. RefSeq names its product multiple myeloma tumor-associated protein 2 homolog. The record is from RefSeq and is a predicted model, not a curated record. NCBI's taxonomy places the organism in Eukaryota, Metazoa, Chordata, Actinopteri, Perciformes, Nototheniidae. The coding region runs from base 141 to 398 and encodes 85 amino acids. The transcript is spliced from 3 exons.
UCCCUGUAAACGUGUUAACGAUGUUUAUUCAGCACUAACGAUGUAUACUCAGCACUAACGAUGUAUAUUCAGCACUAACGAUGUAUACUCAGCACUAACGAUGUUUAUUCAGCACUAACGAUGUAUACUCAGCACUAACGAUGUAUAGAAAGUGUAGAUCUAGAUAUAGAUCUGUUGUUUGCCCUCCUGCAGCCGGAGGCGCCUCCCGGAGGAGCAGAGACAGGAAGCACAAAAACAAGAAGCAGCACAAACACAAGAAGGAGAAGAAGAAGAAGAAAGGGAAGAAGCAGAAACACAAAGAGAAGAAGAAGAAGGAGGAGGACAGCGACGAGGACACGGUGUCGACUCAGGAGCUGCUCCGGAGACUGAAGAACGUGAAGUCCCGUGAGACCUGGUGAAGAAAUGAAGCGUCCUCUGUGAGGACCUCCGGCCUCAUUUUACACAACAUCUUAUGUUUGAAUCAAUAAAAAAGUUAGUCAUGAA